GAUUCUUUCGAAUCCCUGUUAACUCUGUGCUCUCCGGCUAUGAUGGUCCCGGGACUCCGAGAGCUUUUUCUCACUAAGGCAUACCUGACUUGGCAGAGUUCUAUACGGAAGGCGAACACGAUGCUGCAUUGACAUCACGGCCUCGGGGGGUCUCCGGGAUCAUUGACUCACAACCGGUUUCGUGACUUCUGGAAUCGCUCUUCGAGUUCCUUUGUACCCCGGGCAUGACUUUUGCCAUCCCGGUCAGCGAUUCACGUUUCUUGUAAGCGCGCAUUCAAAGUAUAAAGCCUCGACCCGGCGUUCAGUUUGGGCAUUCACAAAUACUCACUAUGUUCCCUCAAUCUCUACUAGUUCGCGCUGAUAGCAUUGCUCGUCAUCUCGAGACGGUCUUCCUCUUUACAAAAAAUGAUAUCAGAACCACUCUGGUACCUUUCACCAUAUUCGCGUUAUCCGCAACUCCCAAACAUGACCCCACCCGCGCUUGGCAUGCCGCUUUGUGGAUAUGGUUCCACUUAUUGCAGUUCAAUAUUGCAAACCAGAUCCAGGAUCCGGAGGAGGACCGCAAGAACAAGCCCUCCCGUCCGAUUCCUGCUGGUCGUAUUUCUGUGGAUAGCGCAGCUGAUAUGCGCUGGGUGAUGGUGCCAGUCUGCUUGCUGCUAUCGCUGUGGUACGGCACUCAGGCUCUGCUGGCCAGCACCGUUUUCGCAGUGUUGACAAUCUGGUACAACGAACUUCACGGUGAUAAAAUGGGAUUGUCGAAGAACGUACUCACAGCCAUCUUCUGUGGGUGUCUGGAGGUCGGAGGAACUGUUGCUGCCGGUUCCCGGAACUCGUACAUUGAUAAGGCUGGUUUUUUGGCUGUCGCACUUAGCUCGACAGUAUUUGCAACUACACUUCAUGCGCAAGACUUCAAGGAUGAAGAAGGUGAUCGCCUCACUGGCAGGCGCACACUGCCCACAAUCUUCCCUAAAGCCGCGCGCUUUUCUAUGAUGCUCGGAAUUCCCCUCUGGUCAUUUGGCUUGAGCCGGAUCUGGAAGAUAGAUUCGCUCUCUACCACUGUAUUUGUGAUUUAUGGCGCUUUUGUGGGGACCCGAUUCGUGAUGUACAACACGGUAGACGCCGAUAAGCAGUCCUGCAAAUUUUAUAGCCUGUGGUACUCGCUUGGCCAUCUACUUCCAGGUUAUUGGCGUUUCUUCUAUGGUGCUUGAGUGUAAUAUUCGGGACUGAAAGCAUGUUGAAGCUUCAGUUUAUGCGGGCAUUCAAGUUGUCCCGUUAUAUAUUUUAUUAAUGUUCUACUACAUAAAGCAUAUUCAAUACUAGUUGAUUGGCCUGUAUACGCAAUUGCAUGGCAGUAAGUAAGA
This is a messenger RNA of Suillus clintonianus, 1361 nucleotides long. Its product is annotated as UbiA prenyltransferase family. Gene Ontology annotation, molecular function: transferase activity, transferring alkyl or aryl (other than methyl) groups. Gene Ontology annotation, cellular component: membrane. Bases 330 to 1208 code for a protein of 292 amino acids. The transcript has 5 exons. The record is from RefSeq and is a predicted model, not a curated record. NCBI's taxonomy places the organism in Eukaryota, Fungi, Basidiomycota, Agaricomycetes, Boletales, Suillaceae.